Molecule: messenger RNA, 597 nt
Organism: Boeremia exigua
Lineage: Eukaryota; Fungi; Ascomycota; Dothideomycetes; Pleosporales; Didymellaceae
Exons: 2
Molecular function (GO): methyltransferase activity
Source: RefSeq, a predicted model, not a curated record
AUGGAGGUCUCAAAAGUGGAUCUCGAGGUAAAAAAUCCUACCGAUGAUCUUCUCGAGCAUAUCGAACUUUUCGCUGCCGGUGUCAUUCCUGCCUCCCUUAGCAAUGACGAGGGGAAGCGACUUCGAUUUCUCGAAGCCGCCAAGAUGGCCUCGUUGAGGCUCGAGCAACCAUGGGACACCAUGCAGCGGUUGAUAUUCUGCUCACUUCCGCCGAACAUAGCCCAGGUGGGCAUAGAUCUGGGAUUGUGGAAGCUGCUGACUGAGCACGGAGAUGCGGCAAUAAGCGUGAGCGAUAUGGCUGCUCAGUUGGGCGCCGAAGAGGCACUGUUGAAGAGAGUGCUGCGCUAUGCGACAACGCAGUGGAUGGUCGAGCAAGUUGGCGUUGACAUGUUUCGGGCGACGAACAUCACGCGUUACCUGUCAAUGUCCGGGCUGGAGUCGGUAGUAUUUCAUGUAACGGAGAGGAAUAUUGCAUUGUACAAUGCAAUCCCCAAAUGGCUGGCCACCAAUUCCUACAAGCAGCCACAGGACAGCAAAAACCUUCCUUUCAAUCUAAGCAAGAACACAGAUCUGCACUUCUUUGAGUGGUUGUCACAG